Molecule: messenger RNA, 7468 nt
Organism: Nyctereutes procyonoides (raccoon dog)
Lineage: Eukaryota; Metazoa; Chordata; Mammalia; Carnivora; Canidae
Product: beta-Ala-His dipeptidase
Exons: 12
Coding region: 328-1782 (484 amino acids)
Biological process (GO): proteolysis
Cellular component (GO): cytosol
Molecular function (GO): metallodipeptidase activity
Source: RefSeq, a predicted model, not a curated record
AGCCUCUCCUUCACCCAGGCUCCCUGUGAAAGCCACGCCCCAGGCUUGCUCCUUCUUCCAGACUCCUUGCCAGAGCUCGUUAAUCUCUACAGAAUCACCCGGUUCAGUUGAGCACCUGCAGGGGAAUUAACAAGACUCCGGAAAAGCCUGGGUUUGGGUUUGGGAUUUUAUUUUGAACCCUGUCAUGGUGAGAUAAAGUAGGCGAAUCCUAACAAAUUCAUCUAAGCAGCCACCGGGCAGAGCAAGUGCUGUAGGACUGUGACACAGGCCUCCCCAGGAGACUAGGCAUCCUCUCUUCUUGCCUCCCUGCUGCUGCUCGAGGGAGGCAUGUUCUCUCCAUCCUCACCACCUGCCGGGCUGUUGGAGAAGGUCUUCCAGUACAUUGAUCUCCACCAGGAUGAGUUCGUACAGACGCUUAAGGAGUGGGUGGCUGUGGAGAGUGACUCGGUCCAGCCCCUGCCCCACCUGAGACAAGAACUCUUCAGGAUGAUGGCCCUGGCGGCAGAGCAGCUUCGGUGCCUGGGAGCCAGCGUGGACUCCGUGGACUCGGGUUUUCAGCAGCUGCCUGAUGGUCAGACUCUCCCAAUACCUCCCAUCAUCCUGGCUGAACUGGGGAAUGAUCCAAAGAAACCCACUGUGUGCUUCUAUGGCCACUUGGAUGUGCAGCCUGCUAGACGGGAAGAUGGGUGGCUCACAGACCCUUACACACUGACAGAGGUGGAUGGAAAACUUUAUGGACGAGGAGCAACAGACAACAAAGGCCCUGUUUUAGCAUGGAUUAAUGCUGUGAGCACCUUCAGAGCCUUGGAGGAGGAUCUCCCUGUGAAUAUCAAAUUCAUCAUUGAAGGGAUGGAAGAAGCUGGUUCUGUUGCCCUGGAGGAACUGGUCAGAAAGGAAAAGGAUCGGUUCUUUUCCAAUGUAGACUACAUCAUAAUUUCAGAUAACCUGUGGCUCACCCAAAGGAAGCCAGCCCUCACUUACGGGACUCGAGGGAAUAGUUACUUCAGGGUGGAGGUGAAGUGCCGAGAUCAAGACUUUCAUUCAGGAACCUUUGGUGGUAUCCUCCAUGAACCAAUGGCUGACUUGGUUGCUCUUCUUGGGAGCCUUGUGGACUCAUCUGGUCAUAUUCUGAUCCCUGGAAUCUAUGACCAAGUGGCUCCUCUUACUGAAGAGGAGAGAAAACUGUACAAAGCCAUAGAUCUGGACCUAGAAGAAUACCGGAAGAGUAGCCGGGUUGAGAGAUUUCUGUUUGACACCAAGGAGGAAAUUCUAAUGCACUUAUGGAGAUACCCGUCUCUUUCAAUCCAUGGGAUUGAGGGUGCGUUUGAUGAGCCUGGAGCUAAGACAGUCAUCCCUGGCCAAGUUAUAGGGAAAUUUUCAAUCCGUCUGGUCCCUCACAUGAAUACAUCUGUGGUGGAAAAACAGGUGAAGCAGCAUCUUGAACACGUAUUCUCCAAAAGAAAUAGUUCCAACCAGAUGGCUGUUUCUAUGAUGCUAGGACUACAGCCAUGGAUUGCAAAUAUUAAAGAUAAUCAGUAUCUUGCGGCAAAAAGAGCCAUCAAAACAGUGUUUGGAACAGAGCCAGACAUGAUCCGGGACGGAUCAACCAUACCAAUUGCCAAAAUAUUCCAGGAUUCCAUCCAAAAGAGUGUGAUGAUGCUCCCGCUGGGUGCUGUGGAUGAUGGGGAGCACUCUCAGAAGGAGAAAAUCAACAGGUGGAACUACAUAGAGGGAUCCAAAUUAUUUGCUGCCUUUUUCCUAGAGAUGGCUAGGCUGCAUUAAUAAUGAUGAACCUUCCAGCUUAAAUCUGACCUACUGACAGAUACCUUCUUCUGCACACCUGGACAGGAACAGAAUCUAAGUAACCAGAGAAUUUCAGUCCGGGAAAUAAUGCUUUCCUUCCCAUUUAAAAUGUUUUAGGACAUUUGGACCAGAAAUAAAAUAUCUUAAAGGCACAGACAUUGGGAAUGGUAUACUGUCCCCAUGGCACACCUUUCUAAAGUCACCGAUACCUGCAACAUCUCCCCCAGUUUGGCUCCAGGAGCCCCAGGAUUGGACUCACUCUUUCCUUGGAGCACAAGGACAUUCCUCCAUUAGACUCUCCCUGGCAAUUUGAUAGGUCUGAUCACACCAGUGUGCUUUUAGGUUCUGAGGUGCUCAUGACACAUCAUCAUUCCGUACAGUGUUUAUAUCAACCUUGCUUUUACCACACAUUUCAUUUAUUAGUAAAACUGUUGGUUCCACCACUGGUUACCAUGAUUUCCCUGUGGGUUCAUUUGUAGAGGAGUAACUAAAGCAUGAUGUCACAUUAACCUCUUGCUUCCCCUUCAUUUAUUUUGCCUGCUUCUUGGAAAGUUCUGAAACAGAAAUGAUCAGUAGUUGUGUCCUUAUGCCACUUGGGAUUCCCUGUGUGAAGAUGAGUACUUUUUCUAUUCCAAGGUUCUUUACCUUUUCUGGGAUUGAUGCCAACCAACCACCCCUCCCGCACCCUAUUCUUUGUAACCCACUGCUGAACCCCCCCGCCCCCCCCGCCCCAAUCUGUGCAUAUGUAAAGUCACCACUGCAGCAUCAGUCCUGAUAGAAUUUCUCUCACCCUGUUGGAAUUUUACUUCAGUGACUACAUCUAAAUUGCUCAAAGCUUUUAAUAGCAUCAGUUUUAGAUAGAGAACGAAUCUAAUCAGCCCUGACAUCAGUAACACAUUCUAAAUUUAAAGCCAUCAGCUAAUGCUGCAUUCAGUAAUCAUUUUAGUUAACCAUCUUGUUUGGCUUGAUUGCAUUUGAUGGUGUAAACAAACAAACAGAAAGAAUAUAAUUUUUCUCCAGUUGAGUGUAUGUAAACAAAUCAAUUUAAUCUUUAUAAAUUCAUUAUUUAAAUCACAUUAAUGGAGAAGGAUUUAAGAGUUUAUUAAAAGAUGUUUCUCUUAUGAUUCCAAGUAAAAUCAAAGUGUAACACAUUUAAUCUCUUUGUGGGUUCUUGAAAUGUUAGUUUUAAAAUUUGCAACACCACAUCCAAAAGGGCUGCAAAAGUCCUCAGGACCCCCUGGAGGACUCUGGAGGCGCCGUUGGGGGCCACAUCCACAUCAGAAGGGACUACUCAGAACCACAGGACUGUUGUGCCAAAGACUGGGAAUCUGAGAACCACUGAGAAGCCAUCACCGAUGCAAACACACGAGGGUUGAUUUACAAGCUUGAGCUUGAGUCCAACUACACCCGACACAGCGGAGCAGGGACUUGGACCCCGAGCUCAGUCACUCAUCAGGAAAUGCAUCUUUAUGGGUUUGUAAAGAACUGAGAGACAUUAUUACCAGUGGUCCUAUUAUUAUUUUUUUUCCCAGUGGUCCUAUUAUUAUGUGAAGGAUUCUUCCCUGAGAUUCUUCCCCUGUUUCAACUGACACUGAAACACUGUGAACCCUUUGGAAGACAAAUGUCAAGGAAAUAAACGUUAUGCAUUGCUAAUUUGAAAUGCACUUGCAAUAUGGUGUCUAUUAUAAUAGAAGUAUUUUUAUCUGAUUUUUGCUAUUUAUUAUCCUUUCCUGCUUUUCAGGUUCAGGAGGCAUUAUACGUGUUCUUAAGUGUUUUUCUUUCCUUCUGAUAUAAAAUUCUUACUUUGUUCCCAUCGAAGGAACUCUUUAAGACUAAGGCAAAAGUUAAUUGAACUAUUCUUAAAAUGUCAAAAAAAAAAAAAAAAAAAAAAAAGCCAGCGAUUCAGCUUUACCCUGAGUCUCGUCACAGCAAUGGACUCGGAUGAGGUGUGAGUCUGGAGGUAUCCAUGAGUGACCUGCUUUCUCCCUGAUGCUAGAAACAUCAAUUCCUGUUUCUUGAGUAUUGGCAGGUAUUUGAUACUUUGUUAUGCUUGGUUCAUGCUUGCCACAUUAUGUUGAAUCAUGUGAUGUUUGGAUCUUGUGGGACCUACCUGACGUAUUCCGUAGGGUUCCCAAGAAUUAAUUGUAAGAGGUUUAUGAUGCCAAUUUAUAUUCUUAAAAGGGUGUUCAUUAGUGAAUGAACAAAAACUGGCUGUAGGAUAUAUUGUAAGCACUUCUGUGAUGGUGUGGGCCAUAGUGCGAGAGCCUCGCUGGCCAUACAAGUUCUCUGCACUUGCAGCUGGAGGAGGGCAGUGGCCAGGACACAUAGAGGACUUGAUGUGGCUCUCUUCUCCCUCCAUUUGUUCAAUUCACACCCUUUUUUCAGUCUUUAUGUUAGCAAGAUGCCCGCGACUGCCAGCACAGCCCCACCCAGCUCCCUUUCCUAAGAACCGGACCCCCUACCCUCCUGCAUAGUUCCUAUCUGAAAUUGGACUCAUCUCAAAUGGAAACAAGUCUUAUUCAUCCUCCCAAACCUGUUUCACCUCCAGUGUUCCUGGACCAUUGGAAUCCUGACUGUUCUCUGACAUUUCCCCUCUUUCAAAUCCAGUUCGGUAUCUAAACCUGUUGACUCCAUUUCCACUGUCACUUCCCACAGCCUGAAGGCCAAAUCCUAACUUCUGCUGGGUUAUUGCAAAGCCCCUCCUGAACCUCUUUGCAUAAACGCAGCCCUCUCCCAUAGAAGUGUCACACUGCAGUAUGCACACCCCAGCAAAGUGCACUGCACAUAGUAGAUGCUCCAUGUUGCUUGCUCAAAUCUUCCUUUUGAAUCUGUAGCUGCAUUUUUGAGUAUCCUCUAGCAGGCCUGCUGUGCCCUGUACAGACCUCUAUCUUUAUGCUCUUCCUCUCAGGCUCUUCCUAGUUGAAAUUGUCUUGGGAAUAGCCAGUGCUGGGGAAAAGCACAUUAGGAUGUCACAUUGAGGCGCCAUUGACUGAUAAUGGUUCACUCAUGUGUAUCCUGCUGGGCAGCACUUGUGUCUUCACGAGGAUCCAGGAUCCAGGAUCGUGCUUUAAUUCAGAGGCCCCAAACAGCAGUCUGUGAGCUCCAGGUGCCACUUACCCUGUUUCAUGUGGCCUUCACAAUGUCCUACAUACUUCUGAAUUGGAUGCCAGCAUUUCGAAAUUAGUAGACUGAUUUACACAAAAGAUUUCUCUUGAGCAACUGAGCUGCUGUUCACACAGGCUGGUGAACACACUGAGCUGAGAGGUGGUGCUAAUAAGCACAGUGCCUGGCCCAUAAUAUGCACUCAACAAAUUUCUAAGAUAUGGAAAAGAAGGAAGCUCACAAAAGAUGAUGAUGCUAUUCAAUAUGGUUUCUUACUUCUACUGAUAGCUCCUUUCACUUCAAAAAAUACCUCAAAUGCCAUUUUAUGAUAGGGCCAAGUGACUUUUAAAUACCAUACUAUUUUAAAUAUCUAGUUUAAAAUGUAUUCAACAUCAUCUAGCUUUUAAUUUUUUUUGCCUUAAGUUGUAAUAUUAAUUAUGUAAUAGCUAAAGAAUUAAACAAUGAUUUGAGGUCUUGAUUAUAUAAGAUGAAAUAUGUGUUUCUGUGAUGAUAUAUUUAUGUCCGAUCUAAUGUAGUUAUCAGCCUUAAAUACCCAUGCCUUUCAUGACAAGCAGUAAAACUUAAACAAAAUAUGUGCCUAAUCCUUGCACAUAUUAUUUUUGUUCUUCCACUGGCCAACUCUAACAUCUACAUUCUAUUUUGUAGAGCUUGUGACAUUCAAGAAAGAUAAUCUUCCUCGUUAGUACAUUGAAAAGAACUUUCCUCUUUAGGAAGCAAGCUCUGGGAGGCAGAAACUGGGUUGGGUACAGUCUAUGUUUUGCUCAGCUGCCCAAAGGCACAAACAAUUGAUGACGUACAAAGAGAAAUACAAGAGAUUUCCUAAAGAAAAGUGAUGCAUUCUUUCUUUUCUAGCAUGAUGUGGAAGAAAAUGGCUGGUAGGUGUAAUGACUAUAAUUUCUUAACAGUUAUGAUAAGUAAGUAAAUGCUUCUGAGCUUUUUUAGCUUGGAUAAAUUGAACAGAAAAAAAUGUUCAUUACAUGGAAAAAUUUUAUUUAAAAACAUUAUGCUACUAUAAUUUCUUAUCCAGAAUGAAAAAAAGAUGUCAGAAAAAUUAUGCCUUUGACUAUGAUAGAAAAUGUGAAGUUUGAAAUCAUCUCACCUCCCACAUUAAAAUUCAACUGAAACAGCAUUCAAAGAGAACGUAGAUUUGAAAUUCUAGCGUGGGUGGUUAAGUGUUUGUAGCACAUUCUGACUGUUCUUGUAGGUAGGCAUUUCAAUGUAAUGGCAGAACAUGUUAAUUUGAAGGAAAUUAGAACUUUAAAUGACACUGUUAAAUUAAUUACUCAUCAAAAUUGAUAGUCACCAAAAAUGACCAAUGCUUUCUCUCAAAUUUUAAAUAAUUAUAAGCAAAUAAAAGAGGUCAUAGAAACUUUAUUUAAAACUCCACUUAAAGGGAUCCCUGGGUGGUGCAGCGGUUUGGCGCCUGCCUUUGGCCCAGGGCGCGAUCCUGCAUACCUGGGAUCGAAUCCCACGUCGGGCUCCCGGUGCAUGGAGCCUGCUUCUCCCUCUGCCUGUGUCUCUGCCUCUCUCUCUCUCUCUCUGCGUGUGACUAUCAUAAAUAAAUAAAAUUAAAAAAAAAAAAAAACUCCACUUAGAGAACCAGAAAACGGAAUCCUAGGUGGUUCAUUAAGUUAAGCAUCUGCUUUCAGCUCAGGUCAUGAUCUCCCUGCUCAGCAGGGAGCCUGCUUCUCCCUCUCCCUCUGCCCCUCCCUGCCGCUCAUGUUCUUGCUUGCUCUGCUCUCUCUCCUAAAUAAAUAGAAAAAAAAUAGAUAAAUAAAUAAAUAAACUUAACCAAAAAAAAAAAAAAAAAAAAAAAAAAAAAAAGAACCAGAAAGCAGAGCUCAGGGUUACUACAUUAGCCAAAGUGACGGAAGGGAGGUUCUGGAAAGAGUAGUCACAAAGGGAAACACCAAAUUCUGUAUACUUUGCCUAAAUUGGCAGAUGACCUCUGCACCAUGCACAUGUAGGGCAGAUUCAAGCAUCCCAGUUAAGGCUGAGGGAACUAAAUGAGAUUUCAGCUGCCACCAUAACAAGAGAGACAAAGUAUGGAGUAUGAAUACAGCCAAAAUAACUGCCUGUUAAUACUUUGUCAACCACAGACAACUUCUUCAGAGGAACAUAACUGAAUCCAGAAUAUCUACAUUCCUUAAAUAUCUAGAAUACAACUCAAAAUUACUAGAUAUUUAACAAAGAGGAAAACAUGACUCCUAAUCAAGAGGAAAUUACUGACAAUUCCAAAAUGAUUUAUAUAGUGGAAUUAACAGAUAAAAUGUGAAAGCUGCUAGUAUAGUUUUGCUCAAAGACGUAAAAGAAAAUAUGCCUUCAUAAGUAAACAAAUAGGAAAUCUCAUCAGAGAAACAGAAAGAAAUGAAUAGAAAUUUUAGAAUUAAAGGUACAAUAUCUGAAAUAAAAAAAAAAUCACUAGCCACUUCUAACAAGUGAUUGGAGAUAACACAGAAGAGAAAAUCAGGGAACAUAGAAAAUAGAUUAUUCAAUCGCAAGAUCUGAGAGAAAAAAAUGAAAACAAAACAAAAAAGGAGAA